Messenger RNA from Miscanthus lutarioriparius, 372 nucleotides. Lineage: Eukaryota; Viridiplantae; Streptophyta; Magnoliopsida; Poales; Poaceae. The record is from the annotation of a GenBank genome assembly.
AUGGAGAAGCGACGAAGAGGCGGCGUGUCGUCCCUGAUGGUGCUGGCGGCGUUGUUGACGGUGGCCGCAAUGCCGUCGCCGCCCCGCGUGGCGGCCGCGCUGUCGCCGGACUACUACAAGGACAGCUGCCCGGACCUGGAGUCGAUCGUGCGGUACGAGGUGACGAGGAAGAAGAACGAGACGGUGGUCACCAUCCCGGCGACGCUCCGCCUCGUCUUCCACGACUGCAUGGUCGGGGCGGAUGGCCCCUACUGGCGCGUGGAGCUCGGCCGGCUCGACGCCCUCGCCUCCAGGGCGAGCGACGUCAAGGGGAAGCUGCCGGCCCCGGAAAUGCACGUCAAGGAGCUCACCCCGACUGAAGAGCGUACGUAA